Messenger RNA from Pseudopodoces humilis (Tibetan ground-tit), 498 nucleotides. It is a transcript of the gene BOLA3, whose product is annotated as bolA family member 3. The record is from RefSeq and is a predicted model, not a curated record. Lineage: Eukaryota; Metazoa; Chordata; Aves; Passeriformes; Paridae. Gene Ontology annotation, cellular component: mitochondrial matrix.
CGGGGGUGACCCCAGCGCGCGCCCCGGAAUGGCGGCGGCGGGGCUGGGCCGGGGCCCGCUCUUGCUGCGCUGCCGCUCCUGGCGCGGUUUCUCCUCUCAGACGGACGGGGAGUCGCGGCUGGCGCGGCUGCUGCGGGAGAAGUUCCCGCGGGCAUCGGCCAUCAAGGUGCUGGACAUCUCAGGAGGCUGCGGUGCCAUGUACGAAAUCCACAUCGAGUCAGAGGAGUUCCGGGAGAAGCGCACGGUGCAGCAGCACCAGAUGGUCAACCAGGCCCUGAGCGAGGAGAUCAAGCACAUGCACGGCCUGCGGAUCUUCACCUCGGCCCCCAAGGCCUGAGGCUGCUCCAGCAGCAAUAAAACGCCCCAGGAGGGGCACCCAGGGAUGUGAAUUCCACCCAGAGUUGUGUGUUCAAUCAGGGCCCCGUGGGGCAGGGAAAGGAGAGGAGAAACCCUCUUCCUCUGAAAGAAGAGCAGGAAGAAACUUUAUUAUUAUUAUUA